AUGCCGGCCAGCGGGGACAAGGACAGCGGAUCGACCACGGCAACCAAGUUCACGGAUGGCGCGUCGGAUGAGUUCGAGUUUGGUGGCUCGGCUGGCGCUGCUCUGCUGAUGACGGGCUUCCCCUUGCUCAUGUGGUACAUGUGGAUAGGGGCGACAUACUAUCAUGGCCAUCUUCCUCUGCCCGAGGCCAACCAGAGCUGGGCCGACUUUGGCCGUCACCUGGUUCACCUGGUCCACGAGGGCGCCUAUCCCACCGCCAAGGCCUGGGCCAUCUACUGGACGUUCUUCAUCUUGGAGGCCCUCAUGUACUGCUAUAUGCCCGGCGUCUCCAACUACGGCCGGCCACUGAGACACGAAGGCGGCAAGCGGCUUCCCUAUUACUGCUCCGCAUACUGCAGCUUCUAUGCGACGCUCGCCAUCGCGGCCGUCUUGCACCUCACCCGUGUAUUCCCCUUGUACACGCUCAUUGACGAGUUCGGACUCACGGGCCACCCCAUAUACGACUUCUUCAUGGGCGCCGAGCUGAAUCCCCGCAUUGGCAUCUUGGACUUUAAGAUGUUCUACGAGGUGCGCAUCCCGUGGUUCAUCCUGUUCCUCAUCACCUGCUCCGUGGCUGCUCGCCAGUACGAGACGUACGGCUACGUCUCGGCCGAGGUCGUCUUCCUAGCCGGCGCGCACUUUUUAUACACCAACGCCUGUGCCAAAGCCGAGCAGAUGAUCAUUACGAGCUGGGAUAUGUAUUUUGAAAAGCUGGGCUUCCUGCUCACCUUUUGGAACAUGGCCGGCGUGCCCUUUACGUAUUGCCACUGCGCUCUGUACCUGGCCAACCAUGACCCGGCCGAAUACCACUGGAACCCGUUCGCCCUGACAGCGCUCGCUGUUGUCUAUCUUUUCAUGUACUGGAUGUGGGACAGUGCCAACGGUCAGAAGAACGCAUUCCGCCACAAGGAAAAGGGCCAGCUCAUCAAGCGCAACACCUUUCCUCAAGUGCCGUGGCAGAUCAUCGAAAACCCAAAGACCAUCAAGACGGAUACCGGCGAUCACAUCAUGGUCGACGGCUGGUUUGCUUACAUCCGAAAGCCAAACUAUGUCCCUGACAUGUUCUUCUCCAUGUCGUGGGGUCUGAUCACCGGAUUCAAGAGCCCCUUCCCUUGGUUUUACUUUGUUUUCUUCAUGGUCAUGAUUAUCCAUCGCACAAGGAGAGAUAUUAUCAGAUGCCGGAGAAAGUACGGCGAGGCUUGGAAACGCUAUGAGAGAGAAGUCCCGUACAUAUUCAUCCCGUAUGUCAUCUAA
Hirsutella rhossiliensis is the source of this 1293-nucleotide messenger RNA. Its product is annotated as ergosterol biosynthesis ERG4/ERG24 family domain-containing protein. Gene Ontology annotation, molecular function: Delta24(24-1) sterol reductase activity. The transcript is spliced from 5 exons. Gene Ontology annotation, cellular component: endoplasmic reticulum membrane. Gene Ontology annotation, biological process: ergosterol biosynthetic process. The coding region runs from base 1 to 1293 and encodes 430 amino acids. The record is from RefSeq and is a predicted model, not a curated record. Lineage: Eukaryota; Fungi; Ascomycota; Sordariomycetes; Hypocreales; Ophiocordycipitaceae.